GCGCGAGCCCACUGUGUUCCGUUGACGAGAUUUUUUCCUCUUCUUUGGGCUCGUCCGACGAAACGACGACGGAACACAAUCUCGACCACUUGGAACGGUGGAGCUACAUUUUCUCGGCAUCAAAAACUAACAGAAACCCGGUCCAUCCGGGACCAAAAAAAAAAAAAUAGAGGUCGGUAAGGUUCACCGUGGCAUCCCGUGAGCGAUAAAUGCUGUGCGUUAAUCGGCAGCGGUGUGUUUGAGUGGAGUUGGUGGAGUUUCUUGCCCGAAACGACGGGCCACAACUUGUGUUGUGCGUGUGCUAAUUGCAGAUUGAGUGUGCGUGUGUGUGUGUGUGCAGUGUGAGAGUGUGUGCGUCAAAUUCCUGCCUAUCGAAAGCCUUUUCUCGUGCACCCGAAUAGUGGAGAAGAUUUUUUUUUUGCGGGUGUAGUUGCUGCAAAUCCGCCGGAAUAUCGGUGCAGUGGGUGCCGCUGGCACAGUAAAGCUGGUUCGGGAUUCCUCAUACCGAACCGUUAAUUGUGCGAGAUUAAAGUUCUUUCACUCGUGGCCUCAGGCAGCGGAAUCGUAAGCGCUUACCAAUAGGAGAAUACAAGCACACCGAAAAUAACAUGGUAUGCGCCAAGGACGACCAAACGCUCUGCACCAUCAGAGACGUCCGGCCAGACGCAACACAGAAACGCUUUUCCGUAACGGUCCGUCCGCACUAUACCGUCGCGACGCUGUACGAGGAUGUAAGGCUACAGACGGCAUACAGUGACUUCGAGCUAAAUCUAAUCGGUACCGAAACAGACGAACAGAUCCCAUUGCACGAAAGGCAGCAGGAGAAGCUUUCCGAUGUUGGCAUAAAGUUUGGAACCGUGAACAACCUACACAUCGUUCCGCGGAUCACCAAUCCACCAUACUUGCUGACCGUAGAUGAUAUGUACUCCGAUGACGACCUGGCCCUAGGUGCAUCGGCAAGUCCGGUCGAGUCCGGUAAUUACAACAUCCCCGAACCGUCGCAAAUUCAGCCACCGAUGCUGCAGCGCUUCAACAACGACCUCGAAAUUCAACAUUCUGUCAAGAGCAACAGUUUGCCCGCGAUUGCAGCACCCCCACCACCGGUUAACAGCAUGAGCGGCGGAAGCAUCAUCAGUAACGGCUUCCACCACCACCACCACCACGGUGAUGGUGGUGGCGAGGGAGGAGGCGGCGGCGGCGGCGGCGGCGUCGGACGGGGCAGAAGAAUUGGUGGCGAUGGGGGGGAGAGCGAGCGGGCGCCACACUUUCGCGGGCUCGUCAACCAGGCGAUGACCUGCUAUCUGAACAGUCUGCUGCAGGGCCUGUACAUGACGCCCGAGUUCCGCAACGCACUGUACAACUGGGAGUUUGACGGUGAGGACGAGGCCAAGUCGAUCCCGUACCAGCUGCAGAAGCUGUUCGUCAAUCUGCAAACGUCGCCGAAGUCGGCGGUCGAGACGACGGAUCUGACGCGUAGCUUCGGCUGGGAUUCGGCCGAAGGCUGGCAGCAGCACGACAUCCAGGAGCUGUGCCGUGUGAUGUUUGAUGCGCUUGAGCACAAGUUCAAGCGCACGGAACAGGCGGACCUGAUCAAUCGGCUGUACCAGGGCCACAUGAUCGAUUACGUCAAGUGUCUCGAGUGUAACACGGAGAAGCAGCGUGAGGACAAGUUCCUGGACAUACCGUUGCCGGUCCGCCCGUUCGGCAGUGCCGUUGCGAACGAGUGUGUCGAGGAUGCGCUUCAGGGCUUUGUGAAGCCAGAAAUUCUGAACGAAAGCAACCAGUACUUCUGCGACACGUGCAACAAAAAGUGCGACGCGCACAAGGGACUGAAGUUUACCAAGUUCCCGUACAUCUUGACGCUGCACCUGAAGCGGUUCGAUUUCGACUACCAAUCGUUUCAUCGAAUCAAGCUGAACGACAAGGUAACCUUUCCCGAGCUGCUAAAUUUGAACCAUUUCGUUAGCUCGACGCCCUCGUCCGAUUACAAGCUCACGACCAGCACGAUUGCUGCUGCGGCAGCUGCCGCCGCUGCCGAAUCUUCCUCCACCAAUGGGGCCGUCAAUGGUAACGGUCCGAUCAUGAUGGAGACGGCCGAAAACUUUAUGAAGUCGGACGAAUGCAGCACGACGGACAGUGGGUCGGCACUGGAGGAGGACUCCUCCUUCCAGAAUGGCGGUACUUCCGUAUCAUCGACGACUACCACACCGAAUGAUCAGUUUAUGGCGCAGGAUGACGAUGAAGGCAUCGAUAUGGAUUUGACGACCAACGGCGACAGCAAAUCGUCACCGAUGAACGGCAGCUUCAAUGCACCGGGCCCGUACAAGUAUGAGCUGUUUGCCAUCAUGAUACACGCGGGCAGCGCUUCCGGCGGUCAUUAUUACGCGUACAUCAAGGACUUCAAGAGUGGACGUUGGUUCUCGUUCAACGAUCAAACUGUUCUGCCGAUCACGCAAGAGGACAUUCACAAAUCGUACGGAGGUGGAUCGUACAAAACGUCCUACACCGGUGCGUACACGUCCAGCACGAAUGCCUACAUGCUGAUGUAUCGGCAAAUCAAUAGCGAGAAGAAUGCUCUACCGAUCUCGGAGGAACAGUUUCCCGAGCAUAUUAAGCGCUUGGUAAUGAAAAUUCGGGCCAACGAAGGCAACCACAGCCGAGACCAUCUGGACAUGACUCGAAUCACGGUGGCGUACGCAAACCCACGGACGCGUACCGUUAAAGGGCAACGGAUGGCAGUGUUUACCAGCUCGACACUGGCCGAAACGGUACAGGAAGCGAUUCGAGUGCUUCAUCUGAAGGGUACGGUACCGGUCGAACGCUGCCGGCUGGUCGGAUACGAUAGCAAUGCGCAUACGAUUGAGCGUAGCUUCGAGGGCCAUGAGGAUAAAUCGAUUGACGAAGUGAUGAGAAUGCUGAAACGCUGCGACGCCCUACUGUUGGAGGUACGGGACGAAGGUGAAACGUUCGAGGAAUACUUGGUGCAAGGCGUUAUGACCAAGGUGUACCGAGUGGACGUGAAUGCACGUGACGUGGAGGGUCCGCUGUCGAUACGAGUCAACCUGUCACAAACGGUAGCACAAUACAGGGCUGUGAUCGCGCGCAAGCUAAAGCUUAACCCGAAAACGAUACUGAUCGGCAUGACGGUGCACAAGGACAGCGCGAAGCUGCUGCAGAACGACGACGCCACGCUCGAAGACGAACACUUUAUCGAGUACUGCAAGGUGUUUGUGACGACGGCGCCGCAGCAGACGGGCGAUGAUCCCGAACAGUACUGCGCCCGGUUCCGCUCGUUCAUGCAGCGGUUGGAUCACCUGGUGUCGCUGUACCUAGUGCUGCCGAACAUGGAGCCAGACACGCUCGAGAGCCUCUCCAUUCCUCGCCUAUCCAAAGAGACGCUGGCUACGAUAGCCGGUGCGGACUACCCAACGGCGGUUGCCGGCACCGGAGACAGCAACAGCGAGGACAGCAGCCUGAGCGAUAAUGACCGCACGCUGGUGGAGGAUGACUUUGUCCACAUUAAGCUGAACGGCGAUCUGCAUUUGACCAACGGUGGCAACGGAGCAGCGUUGAGCAAUGGUGCCAAGCGCACCACCACCAACGGGGGUUUCAAGAACGAUGACGACAACGAUGAGGAAGACGAAGAUGCAAAGCUGGCGGAGAUGCUGCAAGAGUGCCGAGCGCAGGAGUACUACUUUAAGGUGACACCGCUGGACACAACGACACCGGCCGGCAGCAGUAGCAACGGUUCGUCGACCAAUGGCAACACGGCGGACGACAGCAGCAGCACACGCAGCCACAGCAACAGCACGGACAGCCAGAAGCUCGUGCAGGUGCUGAUAGACAAACGGUCGUGCAAUGCUUACCUGAAGUACCGGCUGCAGUCGCACCUGCAAAUAUCGAUGGACUACUUCAAGGUGUUUUCCUCGGACGUGCUCUGCCCCACGAACGAUAGCGCCAACCUGCUGAAGGAGCUGGAUUACAAAGAUGACGAUCGCCUUUCGCUCGAACUGGGUCGUGUACUGCGCAAGGGCGAAUACAAGCUGAACGUGAGCUACGUCAACGUGAACGAGAUGACGGAGGAGAUGGACAACACCGCGUUCCUGUGCACCACCAUCGUCAAGAACGGAGAUCUGAUCGGUCAGAUAAAGGCGGACAUACUCGCCAGCCUACCCGCCACGCUCGGCGAGGCGGCCAAGAAGUAUGCCCACCUGCACUCCAACAACUGUCGGCUGCGCCGCAAGGGCAUCAAGUAUCUGUCGACCGUGUACAAGGAUGACGAGCGUAUCGGCAAGGAGAUUACGAUGCUGUCGAGCGUUGAUGUAUUUCUGCAAGAAGUUGAUGAUCUCGCCAGCCUCACGCCGAUCGACCUGAACGAUGUGGUGCUGCUGUUGAGAAGAUGGUACCCAUCGGAGAUGAAAUUAGGCAAAUUCCAGGAAAUUCUGUUCACCGACAAGCUCGAGCUGACCAAGCAGCUGUCCCGCAUCAGCGGCAUCCCGGAGGAAAACGUUGAGUACGUGAAGAUCCCGCAGACGUCGCUGCACCGCGACAGUGUGCUAAACAUACAGAACGGUUUACAGUGGACGUCCACGCCCCAGCAUGCCGACGACUGUCAGAUCUACUGUGUCGGCACACUGCUCUACUAUCGCGAUAGCAAAGAACCGCUAAAGGAACUAACGCCGGAGGAGCGCAAAGAACUGACGAAGAAGGACGGCCGUACCAACUCGACUUACUCGCCCCGCAAGGAACGUGCGCUUAAAAUCUAUCUGGAUGCAUCGCCCAAGAAGGCCGACGACUGAUCAUCAUCACCCGCGGACGAUGGCGAAGUUGUCGUUAGCAAGAGGAAGAAAAUCUGUCCUUCCAGCAGCAGCCGCCGCCAACAGCAGCUGCACCAGUAGUGCGUGCAUGCGUGCAGAGGGGAUGAAACCACACGAGAGAAAGAGAAAGGGGGGGAGAGAGAGAGAGCGAGAGGGAGAGGGCCUAAGUGAGCGAGAGAAAAACACACCAGCUUUUCAUGUGAGUUUUCCGCCUGACGCAGAUCAGCAUUCAUUCAUUCGGCGCCAUUUACCUUAUACCCUGGUGGAUGUGUUGUUAGAGUUGGGAAAAUUUUAGUUUUUGGUGGGGCCAGUAUAUGUUUCUGUGUGUUUCUGUGUGUGUGUUUGUUCGUUGACUGGGGACAUGCGAGGGAGACUGUACUCUUUCGAGCUUCCCAGACACUACGGCACACUCAUCAUUAGACGAUCUCGACUGCAGCGGCGCGUCCCGAAUUGUGUCGUCUAACCACCACCAUCACGACGGUCAGUUACUGUUUAGAAGUAUAGGAUAGAUUUUUCUUCUUGGUUGCCCCUAUCUGUUCCCCCUUUCUCUCUCUCUUUCUCUCCCUCUCUCUUUCUCUCUGUCUCCCUCUAAUCUGUCUGUAAUUCUAAUGCGGGGGGAAGAGGUCGCCUGCCCAGCAGGAAGAACAUUUAUUAUUACUUACUUAUGUAUAGAAUGUGAAUUGGAAGCGAAAGGAAAGCAGACGGAAAGUGUGGUGGGUGGCCGCUGUAUAUGCUGGUGGAACGCGCGGGGUGACGAUUUUUCUUUUUGUUUUUCGGUAUAAAAAAAAUGCUAGCCUUAAUGGGUAUGAUUUUCAUGUGUUUGUUGUUGAUAACGGGCAUCAUUUAUCA
Molecule: messenger RNA, 5666 nt
Organism: Anopheles stephensi (Asian malaria mosquito)
Lineage: Eukaryota; Metazoa; Arthropoda; Insecta; Diptera; Culicidae
Gene: Usp47
Product: ubiquitin carboxyl-terminal hydrolase 47
Exons: 15
Coding region: 609-4799 (1396 amino acids)
Biological process (GO): protein deubiquitination
Cellular component (GO): nucleus; cytosol
Molecular function (GO): cysteine-type endopeptidase activity; cysteine-type deubiquitinase activity
Source: RefSeq, a predicted model, not a curated record